CCAAUCUUGUAUUCAAAUUUUUAAAAAAAAAAAAAAAAGGAAAGAAAGAAAAUCAGAAAGUUUUCAAAGGAUCCAAAGUGGGGGAAGAAAAUGGAAUCGACGGAAGGAGAAGGAAGCUCAGAGCCGGAGAUACAGUUCACGGAGAUCGAGACGACGGCCGAGUGCUUGGACGGCUCCCUCAUCUUCCAUGUCGUCAAGGACACCAUCGGUUUCAUUCUCUACAUGCAUCAGCAAAUCCCUUCAAUUUUGCAGGAUAUCACUCUUGAAUUCGACUUAAUGCAUACUGAAUACAAAGAAUUGGAGGUGGAUCUUGCAAAAACUGAGUUAAAGGCAUCUUUGCGACGAAAGCACAUUGGCAGAAUGAGAGAGGUUAAGCAAGGGAUCAGAAAGAUGGAAAAGUUUAUGAGUACAAUUUCAAGUCUUCAAAGUGCGUUGCAAUUGUUAAUAAGUCAAAUCCCUAACAUUCAUGAGGUUAUUUUGGUCCUUGGUACAAGUCCAAUUCGGCCUCAGCAUGUUUAUCAGUUGUGUUUUUCGCAUGCAAAUCCUGCUCCGUCCGCUGAAGCUAAUUUCAUCAAAGGCAAAACAGCAGAAUGGCUUUCAAGGAAGGCUAUUAGGGCAUUGAUUUCGAAAGAUGCAGGUUCCAGUUCCUAUCCAGGCCCUACAAAGUUGUUUCUGAUGGUUAAAGCUCCCACCUCACUCAAUCUGCCCUUGCAUUUUCUUCCAAAACGUGACUUCAGAUACAGUAAAAAGAUUGUGCCUUUCAGGUUACGGUUUAGAUGCAGAACCCAAGGUUUGAAAAUUGAUGAGGAUCACAAUUCACUGCCUGGCAGAUCAACAGGGAUAGAUUCUUCAAAUGAUCUAAUCUGGUUUCAGUGUCGGCAUGCAAUAAAAGGCAUAGCAUUCAAGACACCAGAAGAAGAAUGAGAGGUUCAUUGACCCAUGAUGAAAUGCUGUCUUCCUGUCUCAUUAAGAGGCUUGUUAUACUUUCUAUAUGCAUAGAUGUAAGAGUUCGUACUAAUUGAUUGACAAAGCUGCAAGUUUGAUGGCUGUGGUUGUAAAUGGCCGAUUGCUACACUCAACUUCAGCUUUAUAACCUGCAAUCUGAACUUCAACUUUGUAUGUUAUACUGUCUUAUUGACUCCUCCGUUUUGUA
Molecule: messenger RNA, 1153 nt
Organism: Gossypium raimondii (Peruvian cotton)
Lineage: Eukaryota; Viridiplantae; Streptophyta; Magnoliopsida; Malvales; Malvaceae
Exons: 7
Coding region: 91-924 (277 amino acids)
Biological process (GO): regulation of exit from mitosis
Cellular component (GO): nucleus
Source: RefSeq, a predicted model, not a curated record